This is a messenger RNA of Aplysia californica (California sea hare), 956 nucleotides long. RefSeq names its product ganglioside GM2 activator. Gene Ontology annotation, biological process: ganglioside catabolic process; lipid transport. Lineage: Eukaryota; Metazoa; Mollusca; Gastropoda; Aplysiida; Aplysiidae. Gene Ontology annotation, molecular function: enzyme activator activity; lipid carrier activity. Gene Ontology annotation, cellular component: cytoplasmic side of plasma membrane. The record is from RefSeq and is a predicted model, not a curated record.
AAACUCUUGACUGAUUGUAUUAAAGCUCAAAUUGUAGAAGAUUGUGUUAAGCGUAAACUGUAAGAGGUUGUAUCACCCACAAACUGUGAAAACAAAGCUCUGUCGUUUAUUGUGGAGAAAACCCGCAGUGUGUACAGUCAUGCGUUGCUUGUUUCUCUCAGCUGUGUGCCUGGCUCUCGUGGUCAGUGUUUUCUCCAAGGACGUGAGGGUGCUGUCCGAGCACAAGCUACGAGCUUAUGAUGAGACCAGAAUGCUCUUUGACUUCUUCGAGAGCCAAGUUCUGGUAGAUCCGAAUUCGGUCCGAUUUGUUGAUGAAGAAACCGUCUACAGGAGCCAGCAGGGAUCUUCAAACACCUUCUCAUUCACUAACUGUGAAGACCCCAAGAAGGAGAUCGCUGUACCACGUGACGUGAGCAUUUCUCCAGACCCCAUCCGUAUCCCGGGAACUUUGACAGCCUCGGGAGGUAUCCUGGUCAAAAAACCGUUCGGAGCUCCCCUCAAGGGCAACUGGACCGUCCCUCCCUUCCAGUUGGACAUCAAAGCACAGCUUCCGGUCAAAGUAUCUGGCGCUGUGAAAGUCCAUGCUGACGUCACCUACAAUGGGGAAUUGGUCACGUGUUCAGAAAUCGUGUUUGAUCUGGCCUAGGUCAUCACGAUUAGCUGUAAACUGUACAUAGAUUUUCUUUUUUUUUAAGUGGCCUACAAGCUGUUUUGGAGCAGUUAUUUUGAGGCUUGAAAUGCAACUUCGUGUAUUUUGAGAUUUAUUGUUAUGACAUAAAUAACUUUAUUUCAACACUACAGACACAAUCUUUCUCAAAUUUUUUUAGCUUUCUCACGCGAUGUUUGCUGUCUGAUUGAUCGCCUCACUCGUUUAUUGUGACCCCGUCAAAUUAACCUUAAAAAGCAGUUGUUUUACUUUUUGUGUUUUAAUUUCAAAUUAAACUUUUUGAAAAACA